CAGGCGGCAGGCCCGCCGGCCGCAGGUCUGUAGCAGCAUGGACGCCAUCUUGGCGCUGGCGCGCGGCUGGGCGGCGGGCUAGCGGCGGGCGCGCGGCCUGCUCAUGUCCCGCCGCCCGCGCCCCGCGCUGCGCUCCCCACACGCCCAGCAGCGCCGAGCCGCGACCGCCGGCCGCGUUUGCAUAGCGCCGCCCCCCCGCGGAGCGGGGCACGCCGGGAAGUGUAGUCCUGGGGGCGCACGCAGUGUAAGACUGGAAACAUCUGGGCUGAAUGGACUUUAGCAUCAAAAGAAGUUCUCAACUGUUAACUCGAAAAAUUAACUACAUCAAAAUGAAGCAGGUACCAGAGAUCCUUGGAAAUACCAAUGGGAAAACUCAGAAUUGUGAAGUGAAUCGUGAGUGUUCUGUCUACUUGGGCAAAGCACAACUGUCUGCCACUCUACAAGAAGGUGUCAUGCAAAAAUAUAAUGGCCAUGAUGCUCUUCCAUUUAUUCCAGCUGAUAAAUUGAAAGAUCUAACUUCUCGUGUGUUUAACGGCGAGUCUGGCGCCCAAGAUGCCAAACUGCGCUUUGAACCCCAGGAAAUAAAGGGAGUUGGAACACCACCCAACACAACUCCUAUCAAGAAUGGCUCUCCAGAAAUUAAGCUGAAAAUCACUAAAACCUACAUGAACGGAAAGCCUCUCUUUGAAUCUUCCAUUUGUGGAGACAAUGGUGCAGAUGUGUCUCAGUCAGAGGAAAAUGAACAAAAGCCAGCAAACAAGGAGAGGAGAAACAGAAAAAGAAGCAUAAAAUAUGACUCCUUACUUGAGCAGGGUCUUGUUGAAGCAGCAUUAGUAUCGAAGACUUCAAGCCCCACUGAAAAGAAGGGUCCUGCUAAGAGAGAUUCAACUCAAAGUACCAUCAAAGAAGACAAAGUUCAUCUGUUGAAGUAUAAUAUAGGAGAUCUAGUGUGGUCAAAAGUGUCUGGUUUUCCAUGGUGGCCAUGUAUGGUUUCUGCUGAUCCUGUUCUCCAUUCCUACACUAAACUAAAAGGACAGAAAAAGAGUUUUCGUCAAUAUCACGUUCAGUUUUUUGGAGAUGCCCCGGAGCGAGCCUGGAUAUUUGAGAAGAGCCUUGUGCCCUUCAAAGAAAAAGACCAGUUUGAACAGUUAUGCCAGGAAAGUGCAAAACAAGCCCUCACUAAAGCAGAGAAAAUAAAGAUGUUAAAGCCUGUUUCAGGGAAGCUACGGCCACAGUGGGACAUGGGUGUUAAGCAAGCAAGUGAAGCAGUAGGCAUGACAGUGGAAGAACGGAAGGCCAAGUACACCUUCAUCUAUGUUAGGGACAGACCUCAUCUUAAUCCUCGAGUGGCAAAGGAAGUUGGCAUUGCUGUGGAACCGUUAGAGGAGAUGGACGAGUCAUCUUAUUCAAGCGAAGAAACCACUCAAAAUCUGAAAUCGAUGAAGGAGUCUGGCAUUCCUAACAAGAGGAGGAGAAGGACAUCAAAAUUGUCUGCCUCUGAUGAUACACAAGAAAGCAGUCAGUUGGAGACUAAGAAUACUACUCCUCAAAAGUCAUCUGAACAGGCAGAAUCCAAAAGAGGGAUAGGCUCCCCUCUCAAUAGAAAGAAAACUCCAGCAUCUACUCCACGAAGCAGAAAAGGCGAUGCAGUAUCUCAAUUUUUGGUCUUUUGUCAGAAGCACAGAGAUGAGGUGGUUGCUGAACAUCCAGAUGCUUCAAGUGAGGAGAUUGAAGAACUGCUCGAAUCGCAGUGGAACAUGCUUAGUGAAAAACAGAAAGCUCGCUAUAACACAAAGUUUGCCAUAGUGACCUCUCCCAAAUCUGAAGAAGACUCUGGUUCAUCAUUGAAGAAUAUUGGAGAGGCCAAACGUAAAGUGUUUCAAGACUCACCUAAAAGGAGAUCAAGAUCCAGAAGUAACUUACAUGGAAAUAAAAGAAACCAAAAAAAGAGGACAAAGGAACCUACAGAAGAUUUUGAAGUUCAGGAAGCACCUAGGAAAAGACUCAGGAUGGAUAAACAGAAUAAUCGGAAGAGGGAGACAAGCAAUGACAAAACAGCAAAAACAAACUCUUCUAAGGUCACAGAAACCUCCUCUUCACAAAAGAACCAGUCAGCAACGAAAAAUCUGUCUGAUGCAUGUAAACCUCUGAAGAAGCGAAAUCGGGCUUCAGCAGCAGAAUCUUCAACUCUUGCUUUUAGCAAGAGUUCAUCUCCUUCAGCUUCCUUAACUGAGAAUGAGAUCUCCGAUGGCCAAGGAGAUGAGCGGUCAGAGUCUCCCUAUGAAAGUGCUGAUGAAACUCAGACCGAAGUGUCUAUAUCAUCCAAAAAAUCUGAGCGAGGAGCAGGAACAAAAAAAGAAUAUGUGUGUCAGCUGUGUGAAAAAACAGGUGAUCUCCUACUGUGUGAAGGACUUUGCUAUCGAGCUUUUCAUGUAAGCUGCCUUGGGCUCUCUGGAAGACCAGCAGGAAAAUUCAUUUGUAGUGAAUGUACAUCAGGUGUGCACACCUGUUUUGUGUGUAAAGAGAGAAAGGCAGAUGUGAAACGCUGUGUCGUAUCCCACUGCGGAAAAUUCUACCAUGAAGCUUGUGUGAAAAAAUUUCACCUUACUGUGUUUGAGAACAGGGGGUUUCGAUGUCCUCUCCACAGCUGCCUGAGUUGUCAUGUUAGUAACCCCUCACAUCCACGGAUUACAAAAGGAAAGAUGAUGCGUUGUGUUCGCUGUCCUGUUGCAUACCAUGCUGGAGACGUGUGCAUUGCUGCGGGAUGUGCAGUCAUCGCUUCCAACAGCAUUGUUUGUACCAACCAUUUCACUGCCAUGAAAGGAAAAAGUCAUCAUGCGCAUGUCAAUGUGAGCUGGUGCUUUGUGUGUUCCAAAGGAGGAAGCUUGUUGUGCUGCGAGUCGUGUCCGGCAGCGUUUCACCCAGACUGUCUGAACAUUGAGAUGCCAGACGGGAGCUGGUAUUGUAACGACUGCAGGGCAGGGAAGAAGCUCCAUUUCCAGGAUAUUAUUUGGGUUAAACUGGGAAACUACAGAUGGUGGCCUGCAGAAGUUUGCCAUCCGAAAAAUGUUCCCCCAAAUAUCCAGAAAAUGAAGCAUGAAAUUGGAGAAUUUCCUGUGUUUUUCUUUGGUUCUAAGGAUUACUAUUGGACACACCAAGCGCGGGUGUUCCCCUAUAUGGAGGGUGACAGGGGGAGUAGAUACCAGGGGAUCAAAGGAAUUGGAAAAGUCUUCAAAAAUGCUUUGCAAGAAGCUGAAGCUCGAUUUCGAGAAAUAAAGCUGCAGCGAGAAGCCAAAGAAACCCAAGAAAGUGAACGUAAACCUCCACCAUACAAGCAUAUUAAGGUGAAUAAACCUUGUGGCAAAGUACAGAUAUAUACUGCUGACAUUUCUGAGAUUCCCAAGUGCAACUGCAAACCCACAGAUGAAAACCCUUGUGGCUUUGACUCCGAGUGCCUCAAUCGGAUGCUGAUGUACGAAUGCCACCCACAAGUUUGUCCAGCCGGAGAACGGUGCCAAAACCAGUGCUUUACGAAACGCCAGUACCCCGAGACAAAGAUCAUCAAAACCGACGGGAAAGGCUGGGGUCUGGUCGCUAAGAGGGAUAUUAAAAAGGGGGAGUUUGUGAAUGAGUAUGUCGGUGAGCUGAUUGAUGAAGAGGAGUGUAUGGCACGAAUCAAAUAUGCACACGAAAAUGACAUUACCCACUUCUAUAUGCUAACGAUUGAUAAGGACCGUAUUAUUGAUGCUGGCCCCAAAGGAAACUAUUCUCGUUUUAUGAAUCACAGCUGCCAACCAAAUUGUGAAACUCUAAAAUGGACGGUAAAUGGAGACACUCGUGUCGGCCUGUUUGCUGUGUGUGAUAUUCCUGCAGGGACAGAGCUGACUUUUAAUUACAACCUUGACUGUCUGGGCAAUGAAAAAACAGUCUGCAAAUGUGGUGCCCCAAACUGCAGUGGAUUUCUUGGGGACAGACCAAAGAAUUCUUCCACUAAUGCCUCAGAAGAAAAAGGCAAAAAGACCAAAAAGAGAACACGGAGACGCAGAACGAAAAAUGAAGGGAAGAAAGAAUCUGAAGAUGAUUGUUUCCGUUGCGGUGACGGAGGCCAGCUGGUAUUGUGCGACAGAAAAUCUUGUACUAAAGCCUAUCAUCUCUCCUGCCUUGGUUUGGUGAAACGUCCUUUCGGGAAGUGGGAGUGUCCUUGGCACCACUGUGAUGUCUGUGGCAAACCUUCUGUUUCAUUCUGCCACUUCUGCCCAAAUUCCUUCUGCAAGGAACACCAAGACGGGACAGUACUAAACUCUAUGUUGAAUGGACAAUUAUGCUGCUCUGAACAUGUUCUCGGGGUGGAUUCUGUUGAAACUCAGAAGACUGAGAAACCCCGCAAAAAACUGAACAAGUUGAAGCCUAAGAGAAAGCAGAGGAACAGAUGGAUGAGAGCUGAAUGCAAAUAGUCAUGGACUGCAGUUUCUACUGCCAACACUAUCUUGUAGAUAAGUUGUGAAUAUGACCAGGGAAGGACACAAUUUUACAUAUAUUCUGUAAAGGUUACAUGGGGGGGAUUUUUUUGUUUUGUUUUGUUUUUAUAAAUCCACUGAGCCAACCACAGCAGUCUUCUGCUGCCUCUGCACUGAUAACGAACUGCAUAGUUCAGAAAAUUUCAGGACAAACCAAACUUAUUACUCAGCAUUACAGUUACACUUGAAUUAUUACGAAUGUAAAAGGUUCCCUCCAAAGUACUGUCAGGUUGGAGGUAGGUUUAAAUCAAAGCAGGUAGGCGUAAACAUAGAUUUUUGAGAUAGUAUUUGUCAGCCAACAGAUGUUUAAAAUAGUGUAUCCUUGAAAGAAGUUAUUAGCUCUCAAGUCCUUUUAAGUAAGAAACGGCUUGGUCUGUGGUCCCACUGAGAUUUGCUUGCCUUGUGUGUUUUUGAGCAAGUGCUUGAAUGCCAUUCACCGUCCAGGUGCGUAUCUCGCUAUAACCACACCCAUAACUAUUUGUUCGUGCUCUGAUAAAAUAGCUCUCCAAUGAUUCUCAAACAAAUAUGUUUUUAAUUAUCCUUCCAGCACAAAUACAGUGUGUGGUGGGAAAGGCACACCCUGUACCAGAGAGGGGAAGAGAUUUUUUUCUAUACUGUUUUUUCCUGUAUUUCAUUCCAGCAAAAUAGAAGUGACUUGAUCUUGCAGCGCUGCACAAGUCUGGAUUUAGAGAGACAUUGUCUUGCAGUCUAGGUCAAAAUAACAACAAAUCUUACAAAACCUAUUAUUUGAAAUAAUUACUUAAAUGUCAAGUAAAGCACAGAGGCCAACAUUUCUUUGGAAUGCUUGGCAUCCAAGCGUUACAACUUGGUGAUAAUGCAAAAAAUGGUCAACAAGGAACAAAAACCAAACAUGAAUGAAACAGAAGGUGAAACUUGACUGAAGUGCAAGAACUAAAUUCAAAACAACAAAUUAAAAUAGAUUUGUAUGUAUGUAUGUAGUAUGUAAGGCACAGUUUUAAUUUGAAAUUUAACCUGACUCUGUUCCUUUUGCUAAAGUUUGUAUAAAUCUGGCUACUUGACUUGGCAGUUUGCUUAAAAUUGUUCUUUCCUCUUUUGGAAACUCUGCUCUCGACUGUCUUAUCGCCACCGUGCCGAGUCAGCAAAGCCACUUUGAGUUCUCUGCUCCUGUUAGGUUCCCACACUUGCAGCGAGAUAAAUAUACAGGAUUUAGUAUUGAUGGAAAUAAUAUUAGAACGAGGAAAAAACAGUAAAGAAAAACGUCUUUACUUGUUUUCUUCCCAUUGCGUGUCAUUGCUGCGCGAUUGGGCGCCGUUACAAAUUGAGUUUUGACUUGUGCCGUUGUUCUCUAGGCUGUGUAAACACAAUGUGCGCCUUCAUGUCCAUUAGUGAUUUGUGUAUGUUCUAGCUUAGUUUGCCUUUAAUAGUGCAGGAAACUCUGUGUAGCCCUUUUGAAAAUGAAGCCUUGCUAUUUCAUGAAAGUGUAUUUUUAAUUUUUUCCCCAGAGUUAUUUCUUCAGGGUUUGAUUGCAGAUUUAGAUUUGGAAUUCUUGAAAUCCCCAUUUGUUCCCAACACGUAAAAACUUUGAUUUUAUUAGAAGAUAUUCAUUGAAAGAGGUUUUAAAUGUAGCGUUGCCCUAUCCUGAAGUCUUUGUUUUCUAUUUUGUGACCAAACAACUGCUUUGUUCUUUUAAUCGGUUUUUAUAAACACUGUUGGAAAGGUAAUUUUUUUUGAAUAAUGUUGAAAAAACAGCACAUUUCAAAACGGGGGGAAGUGUUACAUGUUAGCAUUUUUUAAAGUGGUAUGCCAAGCCUUGCACUCCAGUUACAAAUCAAGAUUUAUUAAUUGAUUUUGAAGGAAACUUUCCCUAUAUUAUAGAUAUUUGUUAAACCAGGACUGAAGCGUAGGCCUGCGCCUGAAAUCAAACCCAAAAAAUGGUAUUAUGUGUGUUUCUCUAAUAUCGGGUUUUAAGGGGAGGAAAGUGAGAUCAGGUAGUAAAGCAGAAAGAUUUUUCUCAGCGCUUUUAAACAAAAUGAAGGAACUUCAUGUCAUUGGGACCAUUCUUUGGAUACUAUACCACAUAAGGAAGGCUUUCUAAGAAUACUUUUAAAUAAGUUAUUAUAAAACCAUACCUUCACAUUCCAUUGCUUUUAUAAUUUGUUAAUUUUUUUAGUUGUUCCGCCGCUUUUUUUCCCUCUUCACAUCUAGGUGUACCAGCUCUGGCACCCAGCAACAGAUUUGCCCCAGGUCCCAAGAGACAGGAAAAUGGAAAACCACCUAUUUUGUAUCUGUCUGUGGGUAAAUAAAAGACUUUGGCGUUCAAAGCAGUCCCUCUCGGCGCUCUUUUCCUAACGUUACAUUGACACCAGCAGACCUUAGCGAGCGGCUCUUUGACUUUCUGCUUCUUGCUGCCUCUUCUCUGCCCUUCGCUUCUCGACUCUUUGGGCCAGCGAAGGCUUUUGGCACCGGGGCUGCAAACUAGGAGUUUGCUUUUGAGUUGCUGGGAAUUCGUUCCUGCUCAUCGCAUCCUUUGCAGACCGAUCUUUAAAAGAAACGCGGAUCAUGUUCUCCCUUAAUAUAUAUACUGACCAUGCGCUCGGCUCCGCCACUCAGGUGGUAAUCUGGUAGGAUUUUAGUUUCUGAAUCAGGAAAAGUGGGGUUUAGGUGUCUUUUAAUGAAGGCUUCUGUACCUUACUCUGCAGCACUGGGAAAUUAGGCUGAAGUUUUGUUUAAAAAAAAAAAAGAAGACAAAAGUUGUUUCCAUAUUUUCCUUCCCCCACUGUUCAAAUACUCUUGAAGAAUUAAGCUUCCUCAUUAUACUUCUUAGCAUUCAGCAACUUAAAAGAUUUUCUGUUAGAAAUACAUCUAAAUAACAUCUAAGUAUGGCAUAUUACGUGACGUGAAAUUAUGUUCUUAGUAUCUUGCCCAUCAAAGCAGAAAGAUGCCUUGUUCUUUUUUAUUCCAGCAAACUCUUGAAAGCUGGUACAUACAAGAUACAGCCCAAUUCAGAACGUGUUGGUCUUUUAUCACAUGAGCAAGCAUGGAAACAAUUUUCAGUUGAAUAUGUUAGAUGUAUUUUCGUACAAUCUAGGAAGAAUAAUCAAAUUAAAUGUCUGUUUUGUUCAAUAGCUUUGUGUUCAUGGUCAGUGUUUAGUUUUGUUCUGGUUUGGAUUUUUUAUUUUAUUUUAUUUUAAUUACUUGGAAAAGCAGAAUAUCUUGAAAGAUGUAUGAAUGGGAUUUUUCCACAUCGAGUCACAUUAUUCCUUGUCUGACUGCUUGAGAAACUUCAGUGUCUUAUUAAAUAUUAAAAUCUAUUCCUAGUUAUUUAAGAA
Messenger RNA from Columba livia (rock pigeon), 7828 nucleotides. RefSeq names its product nuclear receptor binding SET domain protein 2 (gene NSD2). Gene Ontology annotation, cellular component: nucleus. The transcript has 23 exons. The record is from RefSeq and is a predicted model, not a curated record. Gene Ontology annotation, molecular function: histone methyltransferase activity. NCBI's taxonomy places the organism in Eukaryota, Metazoa, Chordata, Aves, Columbiformes, Columbidae. The coding region runs from base 270 to 4454 and encodes 1394 amino acids.